This is a messenger RNA of Haliotis rufescens (red abalone), 5021 nucleotides long. RefSeq names its product sodium/hydrogen exchanger 9B2-like. Gene Ontology annotation, biological process: proton transmembrane transport. Gene Ontology annotation, molecular function: antiporter activity. Gene Ontology annotation, cellular component: membrane. NCBI's taxonomy places the organism in Eukaryota, Metazoa, Mollusca, Gastropoda, Lepetellida, Haliotidae. The coding region runs from base 230 to 2074 and encodes 614 amino acids. The record is from RefSeq and is a predicted model, not a curated record. The transcript is spliced from 11 exons.
GAAGUCACUUUGGAUACCAAGGAAUGAUAUGAGUUGUGACACUGAAAUUUCUCUGCUGAUUAUUAUAAAAGCAAAUCAACUUCAGUUGCCUGUAUAUAGGUGAAAGAGAGUUUAGAGGGCUGCAUGUCCUAGCAAGCCAGGUAUAACACUCGUAUUUCCCCAAGUAGUGUGUUGUGCUGUGUUAUCUCAACACUAACACUGAGGUGACUGAAUCACUGGGUCAGCAGCCAUGUCAGAGGGGCAGACGGACAAAGCCAGGGAAGCAGACGGCCUAGCUAUGCAGAGCUACUCUAACAGCUCGGCUAAGCUGUCAAAACGUGACAUGUUUUCGGAAGGCUCAGCAACCAUGGAUCAAGAUGGAGAGGUGGAGGUUGAAAUUAGUGAAGAGCUCCCAAAGUCAGAACAACCAAAGAAGUGCCUUGCUCUCCGGACAUGUUGCCACAGGACAUUCAAACCCAUUCAAACACACUACAACCCAUUGCCAGAAAAUGCCACCCUUGGUCAGAGAGUGAAAUAUUUUUUUAUGUGUCCACCCCAUGGGAAAGUAGGAGGCUUUCUGGUGCUGUUGUUCAUGUUCGGAAUCUGGCUCGCUGUUUUGAUCUCCCUGACCGGGGCGGAGGCACUCCCGGGGGGCAACCUGUUUGCGUUGCUGGUGUUGUUUGUCACCUGUUGGUUUGGUGGAUAUUUGGUGUCACUGGUUAAAAACAUCAUCCCUUUCCUGCCGCUUCCACCAUUGCUAGGCAUGCUGCUUGUUGGAGGGUUAUUACGAAAUGUUCCCCAGAUAGCCAUCUCCACCGAUAUACACCGUGCCUGGUCCUCAGGAGCCCGGAAUAUAGCUCUUGGCAUCAUCCUUCUGCGAGCUGGUCUUGGACUGGACCCGUCUGCUCUCCGGAAGCUGUCCUUUGUAGUCGUCAGACUGGCCUUCUCACCAUGCCUCAUGGAGACCACAGCCGAUGCAGUUGCAGCACAUCUCCUGCUCGGCUUCCCCUGGGAGUGGGGCUUCAUGCUUGGGUUUGUGAUCGCAGCAGUGUCCCCGGCCGUGGUGGUCCCCUGCCUGCUGUCUCUGCAGGAAGAUGGGUAUGGGGUAGACAAAGGCAUCCCCACUCUCGUCAUCGCAGCAGCCAGUGUGGAUGAUGUGUUGGCCAUCACUGGCUUCGGUGUUGUGCUGGGCAUUGCCUUCUCACAAGGUAACUUGGCGUGGACGCUGCUGAAGGGCCCCCUGGAGGCUGUGGUGGGCGUCGCCCUGGGGACUGUGGCUGGGGUCAUACUCUGGUACUUCCCACAACGCACCAGUAAGAACCUGGUGUUGUUUCGGUCUGUGAUGCUGGUGGGGUUCGGUCUGAUGGCCAUCUUUCUCUCCACGUACCUAAAGUGGGCGGGGUCCGGACCUCUGGGCUGCCUCACUCUCGCGUUUGUUGCUGCGCUGAAGUGGAGGAAAGAGUUCAAGGAGGGUGAACAGAAUCCAAUUGAGAAUGUUGUGGGUGUCCUGUGGAUGAUUUUUCAACCAUUACUGUUUGGUCUGAUUGCAUCUGAGGUGGAGAUCUCGAGUAUCGACAAGAACACCAUUGGUCUCGGCCUAGCCACUCUUGGAAUCGGAUUGGCAGUAAGGAUGGUGGUGUCCUUCCUGGCAGUGUUCUUCACACCUCUCAACCUCAGGGAGAGGAUGUUCAUUCCCUUUGCAUGGCUGCCCAAAGCCACGGUCCAGGCUGCCAUUGGUGCCAAAGCUUAUGAAAUGGCUAUUUCUGAGGGUAAACCAGAGCUGGAGAAUUUAGGCAAACAGAUCCUGACCAUUGCCGUGUUGGCCAUCUUGAUCACUGCUCCCAUCGGUGCUGCUCUGGUCACCAUCUUUGGGCCAAAGCUGCUGAAAAAGACACAAAACGUUGAGAGUCCGGACGUUGUCUCGGACAGAGAGUCACAUGCUAUACAGGGACACAACAAUCCUGUGUUCUGUGCCGAGGACGAGUCGGGAGCAGCCGACACCAAGGGAGUUCAGAUAGAAGAUGUAUCUGGACAAGAGGCCAGGUUCCAGGGCAGCAGACAGGACGAGAUGAAUGGGGACACCACCAGGCUGUAACUAGUCACCCUGGAACCUAGAAGACCAGGAGCACUUUUUUACGUAGCUAAGACAUCCGUAAACCUAGAUACAUAUUGGUAAAGAACAGGAUUACAAGACCCUGAAGGAUCCUCUGGGGUCCUCACUGCUAUGCAUCGCUUCGAGAUUUCUGACAGUGUCAUUGUAAACUAUGCAUUACUGGUUUCUGUGAUAUUUAUUCUAGAGUUAUUAUCAUGUGUUCUUUGUUCUUGUUGCUAUUUUUUGAAUUUUUUAUACAUUGAAAUCCAUUUACGAGAAAUCCUUCAGGUACCUCUAUUUAUACAAAUCAAGUUGAAAUCCAUUGACAAUAUCCCUCUGAUAACUGUUCAUGCAUAUCAAGUUGAAAUCCAUUGACAGAAAAUCUUUCAGACCUCUAUUUGUUCAAAAAUAUGCUCAAUGAGUCAUGGGGUGCCACUGGCAAGGGUGUAUGGUCCAGGGUGCCACUGACAAGGGUGCAUGGUCCGGGGUGCCACUGACAAGGGUGCAUGGUCCAGUGUGCCACUGACAAGGGUGCAUGGUCCGGGGUGCCACUGACAAGGGUGCAUGGUCCGGGGUGCCACUGACAAGGGUGCAUGGUCCAGGGUGCCACUGACAAGGGUGCAUGGUCCGGGAUGCCACUGACAAGGGUGUAUGGUCCGGGGUGCCACUGACAAGGGUGCAUGGUCCGGGAUGCCACUGACAAGGGUGUAUGGUCCAGGGUGCCACUGACAAGGGCAUAUAGUCCGGGGUGCCACUGACGAGGGCAUAUGGUCCGGGGUGCCACUGACAAGGGUGUAUGGUCCGGGGUGCCGCUGACAAGGGUGCAUGGUCCGGGAUGCCACUGACAAGGGUGCAUGGUCCGGGGUGCCACUGACAAGGGUGUAUGGUCCGGGAUGCCACUGACAAGGGUGCAUGGUCCGGGAUGCCACUGACAAGGGCAUAUAGUCCGGGGUGCCACUGACAAGGGCAUAUGGUCCGGGGUGCCACUGACAAGGGUGCAUGGUCCAGGGUGCCACUGACAAGGGUGUAUGGUCCGGGGUGCCACUGACAAGGGUGCAUGGUCCGGGGUGCCACUGACAAGGGCAUAUAGUCCGGGGUGCCACUGACAAGGGUGCAUGGUCCGGGAUGCCACUGACAAGGGUGUAUGGUCAGGGGUGCCACUGACAAGGGCAUAUAGUCCGGGGUGCCACUGACAAGGGCAUAUGGUCCGGGGUGCCACUGUCAAGGGUGUAUGGUCCGGGGUGCUGCUGACAAGGGUGCAUGGUCGGGGGUGCCACUAACAAGGGUGUAUGGUCCGGGGUGCCACUGACAAGGGUGCAUGGUCCGGGAUGCCACUGACAAGGGCAUAUAGUCCGGGGUGCCACUGACAAGGGUGCAUGGUCCGGGGUGCCACUGACAAGGGUGUAUGGUCCUGGGUGCCACUGACAAGGGUGCAUGGUCCGGGAUGCCACUGACAAGGGCAUAUGGUCCGGGGUGCCACUGACAAGAGCAAAUCGUCCGGGGUGCCACUGACAAGGGCAUAUGGUCCGGGGUGCCACUGUCAAGGGUGUAUGGUCCGGGGUGCUGCUGACAAGGGUGCAUGGUCGGGGGUGCCACUAACAAGGGUGUAUGGUCGGGGGUGCCACUGACAAGGGUGCAUGGUCCGGGAUGCCACUGACAAGGGCAUAUAGUCCAGGGUGCCACUGACAAGGGUGCAUGGUCCGGGGUGCCACUGACAAGGGUGUAUGGUCCUGGGUGCCACUGACAAGGGUGUAUGGUCCGGGAUGCCACUGACAAGGGUGCAUGGUCCGGGAUGCCACUGACAAGGGCAUAUGGUCCGGGGUGCCACUGACAAGGGCAUAUGGUCCGGGGUGCCACUGACAAGGGCAUAUGGUCCGGGGUGCCACUGACAAGGGUGUAUGGUCCAGGGUGCAACUGACAAGGGUGUAUGGUCAAGGGUGCCACUGACAGGGCAUAUAGUCCGGGGUGCCACUGACAAGGGCAUAUAGUCCGGGUGCCACUGACAAGGGUGCAUGGUCCAGGGUGCCACUGACAAGGGCAUAUGGUCCGGGGUGCCACUGAGGGUGCCACAUCUUGUGGAGCACAAUUUGUGUCAGUGGUGAGGUGUUGUUACCCAUGUCACAGAGCAUCUUCCUGAGGCAAGGGAGUUCACUGACUGUUAAAGUCCAGUUUCUACCCUUGCUGAACUAGGCCGGAAUUUCUGGUAUUGAUUGUAGGGCCACCAGUGGAUAUUGCGAGUUAUGUCCCUUCUAUGCCCCUCCUAUUGACCAAUGAGAUUCAACCUCUCACAUCACUUGCAUCUGCUUUUAACAAUAUGGCAGCGCCCAGUCAAGACGAUAUGAUAGAUGAUUGAGAUGUAUAUUGUAAUAUAACAGGUCUUUCUUUGUGAAGUGCAUCAAAUCACGUGAGCACCUUGAUUAACGCCAUGAGAAGAUUUGAAAAAUAUCUGUCGACGCCCAAUUGACAGUACAGAUCCUUAGCAAAUCCUGCAGUUGAUCAAAAUCUGCACGUUCAAAUCCAUGUUGUUUAUGAACCGGGUGUUGAUUUCGUUGCAAGAUUUUUAUUGGAUUAUGCAUAGACUCGUUAGUCCAGUCAAGAUAACCCCAUAAUACCAGCCUGAUACGACAAGGGUGGAAACUGGACUUUUACAGUCAGUAAAUACCCUUACCUCAGGAAGAUGGUCACAGAGCUGAUGCCAGAUAGUCUACGUUGACAUUCUAUAUAUUUUGUAGACAUGUAAUUUGAAAUAACAAACAUAUUCAAUCUUUGGUAAUCCAGUUGGCUUCUCCCCCUUUGAUCCCAUGGCUUCCACCUUAUAUUGUUAUCUGUGUACCAUAAUCCAACCUAUAGUUAACAGAUCAGGAUUUAUACAUCAUAACUCUUACCCUCACUCAGUAUUCACUUGAUGACAAGGCAAGACGUUGUUACAAACAAUAAAAAAUCUGCUAUC